Babesia bigemina is the source of this 2553-nucleotide messenger RNA. RefSeq lists its product as hypothetical. Bases 1 to 2553 code for a protein of 850 amino acids. NCBI's taxonomy places the organism in Eukaryota, Apicomplexa, Aconoidasida, Piroplasmida, Babesiidae. The transcript has a single exon. The record is from RefSeq and is a predicted model, not a curated record. Gene Ontology annotation, molecular function: chromatin binding. Gene Ontology annotation, biological process: mitotic DNA replication checkpoint signaling; DNA damage checkpoint signaling; DNA repair.
AUGCCGAGCUCUGUGGUCGGUGAGAUUCCCUGGCGCCGAGGCGACGUGGAGGUGCUGCACCAGUUUUUGCUGUCGGCACGGGACCGCGCGAGGGCAACGUGCAGCGGCGACAGGGGCGCUGAGCCCUCUCCAGCGCACACCUACAACGUUGAGAAGGAUUACAAUGCGGAUUCAGUGCGACCAUGCGACCGUUCCACUGGCGCCACAUCCGGCGUGGUGGACUCCCGACAAUCCAGUGCGGGCAGUGGGUACCGUAGGGACGUCUCCCACAAUCCCUUGCGCCACUUCUACUCGGCGCCGAAGCGGUCUAGGAAACGAGCGUCUCCAUCUUCGGACGAUGCCGGCGAGCGUCUGAGUUCUUGCGCGGCCAACAUUUGCAUCUUGAAGGGUCAGACUGGGUCCGGCAAGGUCAGCGCCGUACGCCGUCUGUGCAGCGAGAUCGGCUUGAAGGUCAUCGAAUACGACCCCUUCGAAAACGACGUGGUGUACAUGUCGGAUGGCCAGGCUCAAGACGCGUUCAGCGCCACCUUUUUGCGUUUUUUGGAUACCGUUCGUCGCAAGCCGGGUCUCCGUAUCUCACGCGAUGCGGGUUCGUUAAAAGCGCCCGCUGUUCAGUCUGACGCGUCAUCGCGCCGUUUAAAAUGCAUACGCAUGCUUUUUGGCGGCCGUAGAUCUCAGGGGGACGCUGACACCUUGCCAUCAAAAUCGCAGGAGGCUCACUUGAUUUUGCUGAAGGACCUUCCACGCACGGUGUUGUCGCCCAGCAACACGCCGUUUAAUCGCCGCGUACAGGAAAUAACGCGCAGCAUAUUGGAUGGCGACGGCUUCCAUGAAGGCCUGUCCAUGUAUCCACUGCUCAUCUGUGUCGACAACUCAAACAGCGACCGACGCCUGUUGCGCAGCAUCUUGCCUUACAACUACGAGAACCAUCCCCGUUGCAUGCGUCUCAACGUAGCCCAGAUUACCAGAGCCAAAACCAAGGCACUGCUAUUUCGCUUCCUUUCCGCGCUCGGCCGGCCGUGCAGCGCGUUUAACGAGCAGCUGGUCGACUACCUUAGUCGGGCAUGUUGCGGUGACUUGCGCUUCGGUAUGCGCAAUCUGCACUUCUUUUCGAGCGUGGACCGCAGCUCGCUACAAUCAGCGCAGUCUGAGAUGGAGGCGCUGCUGCAACACAUGUGCGAACGCAGCCCAACCAGCGCCGUGUUCAACGUGUUGGGUAAAGUGCUUGUGAACAAGCGCGUGCGCGCCAUUCUGCAACGGGACGCGAGUCCACUGGAUGAGGAAGACGUGUCGGCCUUGCAGUCAAGCGGUUCUUUGGGUGUGGAGCGCUUCAGGGAAUGCUUCGAGUUGUCACGUGGCGUGUACUGCGGCAACUUUGGGGAGGGAGGUGACAACAGCGGUAUAACCGAGGACUACUCUGAUGUGCUUGAAAUUUUGUCCACGAUAUCUGACGACCUCAUUUUAAUGCCGUCCAGGGUACUCGCGGUCGAGCCACCGUCUCAGGCAAGCGACAUCGACGAGGCCCUGAGCAGGUCGGUCGUAUGCGGCUACGGCAUUGUGCGACCGGGGUGCUUCGACGCUUCGUUACUGGGCGCUCUUCCAACUAGCGCGCGGUUGUUCGGGCUGAUCGAAUUAUACAAUCCGUCUCUCCCGCUCUCUAUGUGCCGUUGGCCGGUGAUUAUCGGCGCCGCGUCCGAGGAGCCAUCCCGGCAGCCAAGAUCAGCACAGCUUCCGUUGCUCACGCGGCCACAGCUCUACUACAACCCCGACGAACUGGUGGAUUCUGGGAACGUGGAUGCGUCGUUUCUGGUGGACAGCGUGUUUGAGAACUAUUCGCACUAUUUCGAGGACAUCGAUGACUGCGCGGUGCUGACGACACAUUUGUGUGAUGCGGACGUGACGUUUACUGGCUACCGCCAUUCCGGAGGAAUGCCCGACGACGGUUGGGAGCAGGCGCAAAGCACCUUUGCGUGUCUGUGUGCUCGAGCAGCCUGUUGCUGCAACUUGGGCGGGUCGGGUCGCCCGGCGAAUUUCCGGAUGUUCACCAAGGGCGUAUGGCAAUCGGAAUCCAUAAACGACAUGAACCACCUGAAGGCGCUAUACGACGGCCACCUGCGGGACCUCAUCGCCAGGGCGGACGGCGGCCACCCCCAGUGGCAUCUGAGCAGCGCUUACAUUUGCAAGAGCCGCGCGUUUGUGGAAAUAGUUCCGUUUAUGUAUAUACUAUUAUCGAACAGCUGUGACCCCAGCCCCCCAAACGUUCCGGAGCAGGACGCGCCGCUGCUGGAUUGGAGCCUGGGCUCGUCGAACGUGACAGAGUCUAUGCUGGAGCGGAUCGACAUGCUAAUGUCUGAGCCUCCCCACGCCACACCUCGCAACAAAGGCAACUCUUCUGCGGAUUUCAAGGCUGCGUUGUCGUCGUGUGGCAUUUUGGAGAGCGUAACUCCGAAGUUCAAGGAGCUCGUGUCAGAGAUCGGGAAACACUACGAGUGCAUUUCCGGGCGGCAGUGCCCGUCCUCCAGCGGCUGCUUGGACAUCGACCAAUUGCAGUAA